Molecule: messenger RNA, 342 nt
Organism: Haliotis rubra (blacklip abalone)
Lineage: Eukaryota; Metazoa; Mollusca; Gastropoda; Lepetellida; Haliotidae
Product: 40S ribosomal protein S23-like
Exons: 3
Coding region: 16-327 (103 amino acids)
Biological process (GO): translation
Cellular component (GO): cytosolic small ribosomal subunit; ribosome
Molecular function (GO): structural constituent of ribosome
Source: RefSeq, a predicted model, not a curated record
CCAUUACCCAUCAACAUGGGAAAGCCAAAGGGUCUUCGUACAGCACGAAAGAUGCGCGAUCAUCGUCGUGACCAGAGAUGGCACGACAAAGACUACAAGAAGGCCCAUUUGGGAACCAGGUGGAAGGCUAACCCCUUCCAAGGGUCCUCGCACGCCAAGGGCAUUGUGCUGGAAAAAGUUGGUGUUGAGGCUAAGCAGCCAAACUCUGCCAUCAGAAAGUGCGUGAGAGUGCAGCUCAUCAAGAAUGGAAAGAAAAUCACCGCCUUCGUGCCCAAUGACGGUUGCCUCAACUUCAUUGAAGUAAGUUACAAAAAACGUCUUCACUAAAUGUUCCUUUUGUAA